Funneliformis geosporum is the source of this 630-nucleotide messenger RNA. NCBI's taxonomy places the organism in Eukaryota, Fungi, Glomeromycota, Glomeromycetes, Glomerales, Glomeraceae. The record is from the annotation of a GenBank genome assembly.
AUGUCUACUAAUACUGAAACAACAACAACUGCAACCAUUACCACUACAACUCCAGUGUCACAAGACCCUGAAUUUCAAGUACCAGAAGACACCGUUCUUACAACUACGCAAGAUGCAGAAUCACAAUCACCAAUUACUCGUGUUAUUGUAAUUGCUAUUGACCAUUCAACUCAUAGUCAACAAGCAUUCUAUUGGGCGCUUAAGAAUUUCUUACGAAAGGAAAACGAUUUGGUUGUGUUGGUCAACGUUCGAUCGAUUCCGACAGUUCCUGGUCCAUAUGGUAAGUUGCCAGGUCCUUAUGCAGCAAUUGGAGCUAGUUAUAUGGAUUUCAGUGAAGUCGUAACAAGUUUGGAAGAACAGCAUCGACUUAAUAGUCAUGCAUUACUACAAGAAUUUGCUUCGAAAUUAAAGGCUCAAAAUGUUCCUAUAGCAAUGAAAGGUGAUGCACGUGAUGAAAUUGUUCGAAAAGUGGCCGAGCUCAACGCUGACGCAUUGGUGAUCGGGUCACGUGGCUUAGGAGCAUUAAGACGCACACUUUUAGGUUCAGUAAGCGACUAUUGUAGUCAUAAUUGUCAUUGUUCUGUAAUCAUCGUAAAGGAACGAGUUGAUCAAAAAGAUCAAAAACAGUGA